Messenger RNA from Melozone crissalis (California towhee), 2100 nucleotides. It is a transcript of the gene CACNB1, whose product is annotated as calcium voltage-gated channel auxiliary subunit beta 1. Lineage: Eukaryota; Metazoa; Chordata; Aves; Passeriformes; Passerellidae. Gene Ontology annotation, biological process: chemical synaptic transmission; calcium ion transmembrane transport; regulation of voltage-gated calcium channel activity. The coding region runs from base 7 to 1671 and encodes 554 amino acids. The record is from RefSeq and is a predicted model, not a curated record. Gene Ontology annotation, molecular function: protein binding; high voltage-gated calcium channel activity. The transcript is spliced from 14 exons. Gene Ontology annotation, cellular component: voltage-gated calcium channel complex.
GCUCCCAUGGUGCGGGAAGGCGGCAUGGCCCGGACCCCUUACAGCUCCACGCAGGACAUCCAGAUGGACGUCUUGGACAACGCCGCCCUCCAGGGCAAGUACAGCAGGCGCAAGAGCCGCUUCAAGCGCUCGGACGGCAGCACCUCCUCGGACACCACCUCCAACAGCUUCGUGCGGCAGGGCUCGGCUGAGUCCUACACCAGCCGCCCCUCGGACUCGGAUGUGUCGCUGGAGGAGGACAGGGAGGCGCUGCGCAGGGAGGCCGAGCGCCAGGCCAUGGCCCAGCUGGAGAAAGCCAAGACCAAGCCGGUGGCGUUCGCCGUGCGCACCAACGUGGGCUACAACCCCUCGGCCGGGGACGACGUGCCCGUGCAGGGCAUGGCCAUCUGCUUCGAGCCCAAGGACUUCCUGCACAUCAAGGAGAAAUACAACAAUGACUGGUGGAUCGGGCGGCUGGUGAAGGAGGGCUGCGAGGUCGGCUUCAUCCCCAGCCCCGUCAAGCUGGAGAACAUGAGGCUGCUGCAGGAGCAGAAGAUGAGGCAGAGCCGCCUGAGCUCCAGCAAAUCGGGUGACAACUCCAGCUCCAGCCUGGGCGAUGUGGUGACAGGGACACGCCGCCCCACGCCCCCCGCCAGCGCCAAGCAGAAGCAGAAGUCGACCGAGCACGUGCCCCCGUACGACGUGGUGCCCUCCAUGCGCCCCAUCAUCCUCGUGGGGCCCUCCCUGAAGGGCUACGAGGUGACGGACAUGAUGCAGAAGGCGCUGUUCGACUUCCUGAAGCAUCGCUUCGACGGACGGAUCUCCAUCACGCGGGUCACAGCCGACAUCUCCCUGGCCAAGCGCUCCGUGCUCAACAACCCCAGCAAGCACACCAUCAUCGAGCGCUCCAGCACCCGCUCCAGCCUGGCCGAGGUGCAGAGUGAGACCGAGCGCAUUUUCGAGCUGGCGCGGACGCUGCAGUUGGUGGCCCUGGACGCCGACACCAUCAACCACCCGGCGCAGCUGGCCAAGACCUCGCUGGCCCCCAUCAUCGUCUACAUCAAAAUCACCUCCCCCAAGGUGCUGCAGAGGCUGGUCAAGUCCAGGGGGAAGUCCCAGGCCAAGCACCUCAACGUGCAGAUGGUGGCCUCGGACAAGCUGGCACAGUGCCCGCCUGAGAUGUUCGACAUCGUUCUGGACGAGAACCAGCUGGAGGAGGCGUGCGAGCACCUGGCCGAGUACCUGGAGGCCUACUGGAAGGCCACGCACCCGCCCAGCAGCAACCCCCCGAACCCGCUGCUGAGCCGCACCAUGGCCACGGCCGCGCUGGCCGCCAGCCCCGCGCCCGUCUCCAACCUCCAGGCUCCGCACCCGGAGGGGGAGCACGGCCGCCCCCGGCAGGAGUCGGGGGGCCGCGGGCAGGGCAGGGUCCCCCCGCCGCCCUCCCGGCCGGGCCCCCGCAGCCUGGCCCGCCAGGACACCUUCGACACGGAGGCUCCGGGCAGCCGGGACUCGGAGCCCGGCGAUUCGUGCUGCAUGGACAUCGAGAUGGAUCCCGUGGAGGAGGAGCCGCCGGGCACCCCCGGGGCCGGCCCGCAGCCCCCGCCCGGCUCCUGGGACCGAGCCAAGGGCCAGGAGCCGCUGGGCCAGAGCGACGGAGAGGGCUGGGGCCGGGACGUUUACACGCGUUAGGAUGAGGGGGUGCGGGCAGCGCUGGUUUUGGGGUGCGGGCCCUUUGUGCCCCCCCUUCGUGCCCGGCCAGCCGUGCCCUGGGGGUCUCCCCCUGCCGCAGCCCCCCAGCAUCUCCAGCAGGGACAGCAAGUGACCAAAGGGGACCCGGCGUGUCCCCGUGCCCCCGGCGCGGGGUGGGGGCCGUGCCCCCCUCCCCAGCCCUGCCCCCCGCUUCUCCAUGGUGCUCUCGGCUGCGGGGUGCCCGGAGCUGGCCGUGCCCCUGGGGGGGUCCCCGCCAGCUGCCCCCCAGCCUGGCGGUGCCUGGCACUGCCCCCCAGCCCCCUGCCCUGCCAAGGGGUGCAUGCGUGUGCGUGCAGGGUUCUGGGGGGUCCCCGCUGCGCCCCCCGAGGUGUGGGGAUAGGGGGGGUCUGCAUGUGUUUGCCUUGAAGG